Messenger RNA from Aureobasidium musti, 642 nucleotides. The record is from the annotation of a GenBank genome assembly. Lineage: Eukaryota; Fungi; Ascomycota; Dothideomycetes; Dothideales; Saccotheciaceae.
AUGGCUUCUUUCACACUGCUUGCUCGUCCCAUCUUUUCCUCAUUCCGGGCAUUUCAAAAAGUCUGGGUCAGAUGCUCUUCUUCCAAUACCGAAUACAUUCGUCCUCCUGGACUCAUGAAAUACUGGACCAAAGACGAGUACAAUGCAUACCAACGAUGGAGAUAUGCCACAAAACCUGAUUAUCGGAGAAAAUGCAUUGAGUAUGCUAAGAAGUAUAUAAAGCGACGAUAUGAAUGCGACCCAGAUUUCCGCCAGAAGGUGCUCGACGCCAACAACCAGUGGUAUGCCGUUCCAGAACAUAAGCAAAAACUCAAGGACCGCUACGCCAACGAUCCUGAGUUUCGGAAGGCCAAGAUACAGAGAUACUCUGAACGAUACGCCAGCGACCUUGAUUUUCGACAAGCCAAGCUCCAGCGCGAGAGGGAGCGAUACGCGAACGAUCUCGAGUAUCAAGAAGUCAUCAAACAACGGGCCUUGGAGCGAUAUGCAAACGAUUCUGAAUAUCGGGAGCUUACGAAGCAACGUGCUAGAGAGCGGUACUGGCGGAACAAGUAUGGGCUUUCCAACCACGAGUCUCGACAACAAUCCCUGGACGAGCCAGACACUCAAGACAAGUCAAACAAGUCAGAUACUGGUCUCUGA